Platichthys flesus (European flounder) is the source of this 8940-nucleotide messenger RNA. RefSeq names its product talin 1 (gene tln1). Gene Ontology annotation, cellular component: cytoskeleton; focal adhesion; ruffle. Bases 229 to 7917 code for a protein of 2562 amino acids. The transcript has 58 exons. Gene Ontology annotation, molecular function: structural constituent of cytoskeleton; actin filament binding; integrin binding. Gene Ontology annotation, biological process: platelet aggregation. The record is from RefSeq and is a predicted model, not a curated record. NCBI's taxonomy places the organism in Eukaryota, Metazoa, Chordata, Actinopteri, Pleuronectiformes, Pleuronectidae.
CUGCUGAGCUCCACACUGACCCCGCCCCUCUCCGGUGGGAGGAGUCUGAUCAGAGUCAGUUGAACUGUGUCCGGAGAAAAAAGUCGAAGGAACCAGGAGAGAAUCUGGAACAAAGACUGACAGCCAAAGAAGAACUCCAGAGCUGUGCAUCUGAUUGGACAGGAGGGCUGUCACUCAAACAGUGUUUUACAUCAGGAGUGAGUCGGGCCGAGGUGCAGAGCAGCAGUCAUGGUGGCCCUGUCACUCAAGAUCGGCGUGGGGAACGUGGUGAAGACGAUGCAGUUUGAACCGUCCACCAUGGUGUACGACGCCUGCCGCAUGAUCAGGGAGAGAGUUCCUGAGGCACAGCUCGGCCAGCCCUCAGACUACGGGCUGUUCCUGUCUGAUGAAGACCCAAAGAAAGGCAUCUGGCUGGAGGCAGGGAAGGCCCUGGAUUACUACAUGCUGAGGAAUGGAGACACUCUGGACUACAAGAAGAAGCAGAGGCCUCUGAAGAUCCGCAUGCUGGACGGCACAGUGAAGACCGUCAUGGUGGACGACUCCAAGAUCGUCAGCGACAUGCUCAUGACCAUCUGCGCCAGAAUAGGCAUCACAAACUAUGACGAGUACUCGCUGGUGCGAGACAUCGGCGAGGAGAAGAAGGAAGAGACCACAGGGACACUGAAGAGAGACAAGACUCUGCUGAGAGACGACAAGAAGAUGGAGAAGCUGAAGCAGAAACUGCACACAGACGACGAGUUGAACUGGUUGGACCACGGCCGGACGCUGAGGGAGCAGGGCGUGGAGGAGACAGAGAUGCUGCUGCUCAGGAGGAAGUUCUUCUACUCGGACCAGAACGUGGACUCCAGAGAUCCGGUCCAGCUCAACCUGCUCUACGUGCAGGCCCGUGACGACAUCCUGAACGGCUCCCACCCCGUCUCCUUUGACAAGGCCUGUGAGUUUGCAGGUUAUCAGUGUCAGAUCCAGUUCGGCGACCACAACGAGACCAAGCACAAGCCUGGAUUCCUGGAUCUAAAGGAGUUCCUUCCCAAAGAGUAUAUCAAGAACAAAGGAGAGAAGAAAAUCUUCCAGGCCCACAAAAACAGCCAGAACAUGACGGAGAUCGAGGCCAAGGUCAGCUACGUGAAGCUGGCCAGGUCCCUGAAGACGUACGGAGUGUCCUUCUUUCUGGUCAAGGAGAAAAUGAAGGGAAAGAACAAACUGGUCCCUCGUCUGCUGGGAAUCACCAAGGAGUGCGUGAUGAGGGUGGACGAGAAGACGAAGGAGGUGAUCCAGGAGUGGAACCUGACCAACAUCAAACGCUGGGCUGCUUCGCCCAAGAGCUUCACCCUGGACUUUGGAGACUAUCAGGACGGGUACUACUCUGUGCAGACCACUGAGGGGGAGCAGAUCGCUCAGCUCAUCGCCGGAUACAUCGACAUCAUCCUCAAGAAGAAGAAGAGCAAAGAUCAUUUUGGACUGGAAGGAGAUGAAGAGUCAACGAUGCUGGAAGACUCUGUGUCGCCCAAAAAGUCCACGUUGCUGCAGCAGCAGUUCAACAAGGUGGGGAAGGUGGAGACGGGCUCGGUGGCGCUGCCGGCCAUCAUGCGCUCCGGAGCCGGGGGACCGGAGAGCUUCCAGAUGGGCUCCAUGCCUCAGGCCAAGCAGCACAUCACCAGUGGACAGAUGCACCGGGGACACAUGCCUCCGCUGACGUCAGCUCAACAGGCUCUGACUGGAACCAUUAACUCCAGUAUGACGGCGGUCCAGGCUGCUCAGGCCGCUCUGGCCGACUUCGACACUCUGCCGCCGCUGGGAACCGACGCCGCGUCCCAGGCCUGGCGCAAAAACAAGAUGGACGAGUCCAAACACGAGAUCCACUCCCAGGUGGACGCCAUCACAGCAGGCACCGCCUCCAUGGUCAACCUCACCGCAGGCGACCCGGCAGAGACGGACUACACGGCCGUGGGUUGUGCGGUCACCACCAUCUCCUCCAACCUGACGGAGAUGUCCAAGGGGGUCAAACUGCUGGCGGCGCUCAUGGAGGACGAAGGAGCGAACGGUCAGCAGCUGCUGGGCGCCGCUAAGAACCUGGCGUGUGCCGUCUCCGACAUGCUGAAGACCGCUCAGCCGGCCAACACAGAGCCGCGUCAGAUCCUGCUGCAGGCCGCAGGAAACGUGGGUCAGGCCAGCGGGGAGCUGCUGUCGCACAUCGGAGAGACGGACACGGAUCCCCAGUUCCAGUUUCUAGGUAACGGAUCUCUCAGGGGAAGCAGAGGGAGGGUCCUCACUUUAUAUCAAAUCCUGGACAUGCUAAUGCAGCUAGCUAAAGCUGUAGCUAACGCCGCCGCAGCCCUGGUGCUCAGGGCCAAGAACGUGGCCCAGAAGACGGAGGACUCGGUCCAGCAGAACCGUGUGAUCGCCGCGGCCACUCAGUGCGCCCUGUCCACGUCUCAGCUGGUGGCCUGCACCCGGGUCGUGGCUCCGACCAUCAGCUCGCCGGUGUGCCAGGAGCAGCUGAUCGAGGCAGGGAAGCUGGUGGCCAAGUCUGUGGAAGGCUGCGUGGAGGCGUCACAGGGGGCGACCAAUGACGAGGGCCUCCUGAAGCAGGUGGGCGUGGCUGCCACCGGCGUCACUCAGGCCCUCAAUGAGCUGCUCCAGCACAUCAAACAGUACGCCAGCGGCGGCCAUCCCAUCGGACGCCACGGAGAAGCCACCGACCGCAUCCUGGAUGUCACCGAGAACAUCUUCAGCUCCAUGGGAGAUGCUGGUGAGAUGGUUCGUCAGGCUCGUAUUCUCGCCCAGGCCACGUCUGAUCUGGUCAACGCCAUCAAGAUGGAUGCCGAGGGAGAGACGGACCUGGAGAACUCGCGUAAACUGCUGUCAGCCGCCAAGAUGCUGGCCGAUGCCACUGCCAAGAUGGUGGAGGCGGCUAAGGGGGCCGCAGCCAACCCCGACAGCGAGGAGCAGCAGCAGAAGCUACGAGAGGCGGCCGAGGGUCUCCGCAUGGCCACCAACGCCGCCGCCCAGAACGCCAUCAAGAAACGACUCGUCAACAAGCUGGAGAACGCAGCCAAACAGGCGGCGGCAGCCGCCACUCAGACCAUCGCUGCUGCUCAGCACGCCGCCUCGUCCAACAGGAACCAGGCCGCCCAGCAGCAGCUGGUGCAGAGCUGCAAGGUGGUGGCGGAGCAGAUCCCUCAGCUGGUCCAGGGAGUCCGAGGCAGCCAGUCUCAGCCCGACAGCCCCAGCGCUCAGCUCGCCCUCAUCAGUGCCGGCCAGAACUUCCUGCAGCCUGGUGCUAAGAUGGUCACAGCUUCUAAAUCCACUGUUCCCAACAUCAGUGACCAGGCGUCCGCGAUGCAGCUCAGCCAGUGUGCUAAGAACCUGGCCAGUGCUCUGGCUGAGCUCCGCACCGCCUCUCAGAAGGCCCAGGAAGCGUGUGGUCCGUUGGAGAUUGACAACGCUUUGUCAAUGGUCAGAGAUCUGGAGAAAGACAUGAGGGAGGCCAAGGCUUCAGCUGAAGAGGGGAAACUCAAACCACUGCCAGGAGAGAAGCUUGAGAAAUGCUCCCAGGAUCUGAGCACCAGCACCAAGGCUGUGAGCUCAGCCAUGGCUCAGCUGCUGAGUGAGGCCACGCAGGGCAACGAGAACUACACAGGCAUGGCAGCCAGAGACGUGGCCCAGGCUCUCAAGUCCCUGGCCUCCGCCGCCAGGGGCGUCGCCGCCGCCACGGACGACUCGCAGGCGCGUAACGCCAUGCUGGACUGUGCCGGGGCCGUCAUGGACAAGUCGGGCAACCUGAUAGAAGAGACCAAGAGGGCCAUCGCUAAGCCCGGGGACGCAGAGAGUCAGCAGAGGCUCGCCCAGGUGGCGAAGGCCGUGUCCCAGGCCCUGAACAGAACCGUGAACUGCCUUCCAGGACAGAGGGAUGUGGACAACGCCAUCCGCACUGUGGGCGAGGCCAGCAAGACCCUCCUGUCGGACUCUUUCCCGUCCAGUGGGCGGAGCUUCCAGGAGGUUCAGGCUCAGCUCAACGAGGUGGCGGCCGGUCUCAACCAGUCGGCCAACGAGGUGGUGCAGGCCUCCAGAGGGACCACGCAGGACCUGACCAGGUCCACCAGCAAGUUCGGACAAGACUUCAGCAACUUCCUGGAGGCCGGAGUCGACAUGGCAGGAACAUCACAGUCCAAACAGGACCAGACCCAGGUGGUGUCCAACCUGAAGACCAUCUCCAUGUCCUCCAGUAAACUGCUGCUGGCAGCCAAAGCUCUGACCACCGACCACAGCUCCCCCAACCUGAAGAACCAGCUGGCAGCUGCCGCUCGAGCCGUCACAGACAGCAUCAACCAGCUCAUCACCAUGUGCACUCAGCAGGCGCCGGGUCAGAAGGAGUGUGACAACGCUCUCAGAGAACUGGAGUCGGUGAGGGGGAUGCUGGAGAACCCGACGGAGGCCGUCAGUGAGCUGUCGUACUUCGACUGCAUCGACAGUGUGAUGGAGAACUCUAAGGUCCUCGGCGAGUCCAUGGCUGGGAUUUCCCACAAUGCCAAGAACUCCAAUCUGCCAGAGUUCGGUGAUUCAGUCAGCGCCGGCUCCAAAGCUCUGUGUGGUCUGACCGAAGCAGCUGCUCAGGCAGCGUAUCUGGUGGGAGUGUCUGACCCCAACAGCUCGGCGGGUCAGAAGGGGCUGGUGGACCCCUCCCAGUUUGCCCGGGCCAAUCAGUCCAUUCAGAUGGCGUGUCAGAACCUGGUGGACCCCGCCUGCACGCAGUCGCAGGUUCUCUCCGCCGCCACCAUUGUGGCCAAACACACCUCAGCUCUGUGUAACGCCUGCCGCCUGGCGUCCUCCAGGACUCCCAACCCGGUCGCCAAGAGGCAGUUUGUGCAGUCGGCCAAAGAAGUGGCCAACACCACGGCCAACCUGGUCAAGUCCAUCAAGGCUUUAGACGGAGCCUUCAACCACGAGAACAGAGAGAAGUGCAAAGCUGCGACGGUUCCUCUGAUCGAAGCCGUCGACAACCUCACGGCCUUCGCCUCCAACCCGGAGUUCGCCAGCAUCCCGGCUCAGAUCAGCCCCGAGGGUCACGCAGCCAUGGAGCCCAUCGUGGUGGCAGCGCAGACGAUGCUGGAGAGCUCGACCGGCCUCAUCCAGACCGCCCGCUCUCUGGCUGUCAACCCCAAAGACCCCCCCAAGUGGUCAGUGCUGGCAGGACACUCCAGGACUGUGUCGGACUCCAUCAAGAAACUCAUCACCAACAUGAGAGAAAAGGCUCCUGGUCAGAGAGAAUGUGACGAUGCCAUCGACGUGCUGAACGGUUGCAUCCGUGAGGUGGACCAGGCGUCUCUAGCCGCCAUCAGCCAGCAGCUGACCCCCCGAGAGGACAUCUCCAUGGAGAACCUCCAUGAGCAGAUGGCGGCCUCGGUGCAUGAGAUCAGUAACCUGAUCGACCCCGUGGCGGUGGCGGCUCGUUAUGAGGCCUCUCAUCUGGGACACAAGGUGUCCCAGAUGGCGAGCUACUUCGAGCCCCUCAUCAUGGCGGCCAUCGGCACAGCGUCUAAGAUCGUGAGCAGCCAGCAGCAGAUGGCCGUGCUGGACCAAACCAAGACGCUGACAGAGUCGGCCCUGCAGAUGCUCUACACCGCCAAGGAGGCGGGAGGAAACCCCAAGGCCGCUCACAUGCAGGAGGCUCUGGAGGAGUCGGUGCAGAUGAUGAAGGAAGCCGUCGACGACCUCGGGGCGACUCUGGCGGAAGCUGCCAGUGCAGCCGGCGCCGUGGGCGGGAUGGUGGACUCCAUCAACGACGCCAUCAACAAGAUGGAAGACUCGCCUACUAUGGAACCUGACGGCACCUUCGUGGACUAUCAGACGACCAUGGUGAAGACGGCCAAGGCCAUCGCGGUCAAUGUGCAGGAGAUGGUGACCAAAUCCAACACCAACCCAGACGACCUCGGAGGAUUGGCCAACCAGCUCACCAACGAGUUCGGAAAUCUGGCCAACGAGGCCAAAUACGCAGCCAUGACUGCAGAGAACGAUGAGAUCGGUACUCACAUCAAGAAGCAGGUUGGCGAGCUCGGUUUCAGCUGCACGGCUCUGGUGACCAAAGCCGGAGCUCUGCAGUGCAGCCCGAACGACUCGUUCACCAAGAAGGAGCUGAUCGAGAGCGCCCGCAAGGUCUCCGAGAAGGUCUCCCAUGUGCUGGCGUCACUUCAGGCAGGAAACCGUGGCACCCAGGCCUGCAUCACGGCAGCCAGCGCCGUGUCGGGAAUCAUCGCUGACCUGGACACCACCAUCAUGUUCGCUACCGCUGGAUCUCUGAACAGAGAGAACUCCGAGACCUUCGCCGACCACAGAGAAUGUAUCUUGAAGACAGCGAAGGCUCUGGUGGAGGACACCAAGCUGCUGGUGUCCGGUGCUGGAGCCAGUCAGGAGAGACUGGCCCAGGCUGCUCAGUCCUCCGUGGGCACCAUCACCAGACUGGCCGAUGUGGUCAAACUAGGAGCCGCCAGUCUGGGAUCCGAGGACCCAGAGACACAGGUGGUCCUGAUCAACGCAGUCAAAGAUGUGGCCAAAGCGCUGGGUAACCUCAUCAGCAGCACCAAAGCUGCAGCAGGAAAACCUCACGACGACCCGAGCAUGCUGCAGCUCAAGAACUCUGCAAAGGUGAUGGUGACCAACGUGACGUCCCUCCUGAAGACGGUGAAGGCCGUGGAGGACGAGGCCACGAAGGGGACUCGCGCUCUGGAGGCGACCAUCGAGCACAUCAAGCAGGAGCUGACUGUGUUCCGCAGCUCGGACCCGCCGCCGAAGACGACCACGCCGGAGGAGUUCAUCCGCAUGACCAAAGGAAUCACCAUGGCAACAGCGAAGGCGGUGGCUGCUGGGAACUCGUGUCGUCAGGAGGACAUCAUCGCCACGGCGAACCUCAGCCGGAGGGCCAUCGCCGACAUGCUGCACUCCUGCAAGGAAGCUGCGUUCCACCCUGACGUCAGCAAGGACGUCCAGAUGAGGGCGCUGCGCUACGGCAACGAGUGCGCCACCGGGUACCUGGGCCUGCUGGAGCACGUGCUGGUGAUCAUCCAGAAACCGACUCACGACCUGAAGCAGCAGCUGGCCAACUACUCCAAGAGAGUGGCCGGCUCCGUCACCGAGCUCAUCCAGGCCGCAGAGGCCAUGAAAGGCACCGAGUGGGUGGACCCUGAGGAUCCCACCGUCAUCGCAGAGAACGAGCUGCUCGGAGCAGCGGCGGCCAUCGAAGCCGCUGCCAAGAAGCUGGAGCAGCUGAGGCCCAGGACCAAACCCAAGGAAGCAGAUGAGAGCCUGAACUUCGAGGAGCAGAUUCUGGAGGCGGCCAAGGCCAUCGCCGCCGCCACCAGCGCCCUGGUGAAAGCUGCCUCCGCUGCCCAGAGGGAGCUGGUGGCUCAGGGGAAGGUGGGAGCGAUCCAAGCCAACGCAGUGGACGACGGCCAGUGGUCUCAGGGCCUCAUCUCAGCUGCUCGGAUGGUUGCCGCCGCGACCAGCAACCUGUGUGAGGCGGCCAACUCCGCGGUGCAGGGCCACGCCAGCGAGGAGAAGCUCAUCUCCUCGGCCAAGCAGGUGGCAGCGUCCACCGCCCAGCUGCUGGUCGCCUGCAAGGUCAAGGCCGACACGGACUCCCAGACCAUGAAGAGGCUGCAGGCUGCUGGAAACGCUGUGAAGCGAGCGUCUGAUAACCUGGUGAAGGCGGCGCAGAAAGCAGCGUUCGAUGCCCAGGACGACCAGGCCGUGGUGGUCAACAGCAAGAUGGUGGGAGGAAUCGCUCAGAUCAUGGCUGCUCAGGCGGAGAUGCUGAGGAAGGAGCGGGAGCUGGACGAGGCCCGGAAGAGGCUGGCCACCAUCCGGCAGCAGCAGUACAAGUUCCUCCCCACGGAGCUGCUGCAGGACGGCCAGGAGCAGUGAGAGGGAGAGUGUGUGUCUGUGUGUGUGAGUGUGUCUGUGUGUCACCACACAGGAAUGUGACAGUGAUUCAGGACCCGAGGAGGCUCCGCCCACCAUCAGAUCCAGUUCCUCAGGAGGGUUUCUGUCUUCAUUCCCUUUCAGAAGCACCAGAUUAUGAGUGAAGUCCUUCAGAAGGCGUCUGAUUCUCUUUGAUCUUUACGUUUUCCUCUGUGUCCUCUCUGCCUUUCAUGUCGUCGUUUUGUAUAUUAUGUGUUUCCGUAUGAAACGACGUCGCUGUUAGAUCUCCGACAUGAGGGCGAGCGCAGUGUAUGCUAACUAUGCUAGCUAUGCAAACAAAUGUAUUCUAUGCAGAUGAUUCUUUUUUUAAUUUGCGUGAGCACGUGUAGCCUCGACGUGUAGAUGGUCACGUGACUGAUGAUGUGUCACAUGUUUGAAUCUGAGGGAAACAUUGAGAUGUUUUUAACUUUGGAUUUGGAACUAAAUCAACUUUGCGAUGGAACAAAUCAUGUGAGACCAUUUUUUUAAAGGUUGAGCGACGUGUGAAACUCAGUUAAUAUCAGUGUUUCUGUUUGGAUCGAAGCAGCUGCAGUGUUGAGGAUUAGAUAUGACCUGUUUAUGUAAAGAUUAUGAAGCCAUAUAUUUAACUUGCAGCAUCGUACUGACUCUGUGUGGAUGCUCAGUAACGACUCACUCCAGUCACAUGUCAGUGUCGCUUCCUACUUCCUGUUCGUUUGACGCAUACAGAGUUCAUGUCGCUCAUAUCAGUGCUUUCAAAGUGAUCAUGUGUCCAGUAUAACUUCCUGAUACCAAACAUUUAUCCUCUAAGUGCACUUACUUCAAACUGUCCUUCAUUUCAUAAGAAAACCUCACACUCCCUUUCUUCCACACGUCUCAUAUGAAGACACAACUCCUGAAAGUGUGUGUGUGACUGGAUGGACAUGAUGCUGGUGAGCAGCAGUCCCACCUCCUGCCACUGGGACACGUUGAUAUCCAAUAAAACCAGUUUGAUUUUCAUUUCUCACA